AUGACGACGCAUAUCCUUGUUCUGGGUGCUACCGGCCCGUCUGGUCUCGACUUCGUCCACGCUGCUCUCCGAGAGGGACACACGUUGACACUUUAUCUGCGGAACGCGGCAAAACUACCCACCGAAGUCAAAGGCAAUGCACUGGUGACUGUCAUCCAAGGCCAACUGGAUGAUCAAGCUAGCUUAGAGAAAGCCGCAUCAUGCGGCUCACAGUCAGUCGUAUCCUUCCUUGGCCCAGUCAUCGGUGGCGGUCCAAAGAAUGCUCCAUCCAUCCUACAAGGUUAUGAGAAUCUAGUCCCUAAACUAAUCGCUCACGAUUUCAAACGUGGUCUGUUCCUCUCGACGCCAUCGUACAACUCGCCAGAAGACUCAUGGGCCCCAGGCUGGUACCUUAUCAUCAGCCUGCUUUGGUUGACGUUGAACUGGGCGUACCGUGAUGUAGUGGGUUUCAGCACGUAUAUCGCCUCGCAGCCGGUCGAUAAGCUUCGCUGGACGUUGUUCCGCGUCCCCAAUCUUCGAUCAGGCCCAGCGAGACCGGUCGUCACCACGUUCAAGGGCAAGGAUAGGUUUAAUUGGAAUCUAGAGAGGAAGGCACUCGCGGAGUGGGUUUUAUUGGAGUUGAAGCAGGACCGCUGGAUUGGGCGGGCUCCUGUUCUUUAUAAUGCUUGA
Exophiala bonariae is the source of this 669-nucleotide messenger RNA. RefSeq lists its product as uncharacterized. Lineage: Eukaryota; Fungi; Ascomycota; Eurotiomycetes; Chaetothyriales; Herpotrichiellaceae. Gene Ontology annotation, molecular function: riboflavin reductase (NADPH) activity; biliverdin reductase [NAD(P)H] activity. The coding region runs from base 1 to 669 and encodes 222 amino acids. The transcript has 3 exons. The record is from RefSeq and is a predicted model, not a curated record.